AUGUUAGUUAGUAAGAAGAAAGGGAAACAAGUUUACCUUGGAGCUUAUGACGAAGAAGAAUCAGCUGCAAGAGCUUACGAUUUGGCUGCCAUUAAGUAUUGGGGGACAUCAACUUUCACCAAUUUCCCAAUAUCAGAUUAUGAGAAAGAGAUUGAGAUAAUGCAAACUGUGACUAAAGAGGAGUAUUUGGCCUCCUUAAGAAGGAGGAGCAGUGGCUUCUCAAGAGGUGUAUCCAAGUAUAGGGGAGUUGCAAGGCACCAUCAUAAUUGCAGAUGGGAAGCAAGAAUAGGGAGAGUUUUUGGAAACAAGUACCUCUAUCUUGGCACUUACAGUACCCAAGAGGAAGCUGCCCGUGCUUAUGACAUUGCAGCAAUUGAGUACAGGGGUGUCAAUGCUGUGACAAACUUUGACUUGAGUACAUAUAUAAGAUGGCUAAAGCCAGGAGCAAACACUGCAGCAGCCGCUCAUGAACCACAGGCCAUCACAGAGCCUCAGACAGUGGCGUCCCCAACCAGCUACACUCCAAGAGAGGAAUCCAAAUCCUCGUUCUUCCAUACUAAUCCUCUGCCCACUGCAGACUACUUAGACUCUCCCCCUAAGCAAGAAGUGUUCCAAAGCAAAAUUCCUCUUAGCUCAUGCAGUAAGUCGUCCUGUACCACUACUGCACUAGGCCUCCUCCUUCGAUCUUCAGUAUUCAAGGAUUUAGUGGAGAAGAAUUCAAAUCUCUCAGAGGAUGACUCUGAUGGGGAAGAGCCGAAGAAUAUUCAAGCACAGGUAGGUAGUGACGAUGACUUCGGUGGGAUCUUUUAUUAUGGAAUUGGUGACAUCCCAUUUGUUUGCGCUUCCGCUGGAGAUGGCAUAGAGUUGCAAGAAAGAGAACUACACUUCGUUUUCUGAAUGGCCCCAUGCAACAACAGCAUGACAAGCUUUUGAUUAAUCAACCAGCCAGGUGCAGUACAAUGUUUUUUGUUGGAAGAUUUUAGGAACAGAUCGAUCGUGUUGAAAUGGUGUCUGCGUGAGUGUCUAUAUAUAUAUAUAUGGACAUAAGUUGCUAUUUACUUGUAAUUAAACUUCACUACCACUUGGCCCGCCAAAUGUACAUGUCAUAAUACACCAAUGCACAUUUCAAGAUUUGUCACUUUUGACCUUCAAAGUGAGCAUUGCUCUCCGACUUGAAAUGGCAAGGAUGUGUUCUACCCGUGUAUAUGAUACUAUGUCAUUUACAAAUUUGCAAUUACACGACAACAUAUUUUACAAAUUGAAUCUUAAAAAUGGGAUGGAAGAUCAGUG
This is a messenger RNA of Corylus avellana, 1290 nucleotides long. The record is from RefSeq and is a predicted model, not a curated record. Lineage: Eukaryota; Viridiplantae; Streptophyta; Magnoliopsida; Fagales; Betulaceae.